AUGGAUAUCAAAGAUCCUGAGACGGCCAGCCUUGGAAGACUCACAGCAGGAGUCGGCAGAAGAUGGCAUCUUUUGGCCGUUGGAUCUGCUGCCGGAAGACUCAAGGUCGAUAUAUCAUCUUUGUCGCUCACUCUUUUGGUGGUUCUUCAUAGGGCUGCCAAUGAUAUUGACGCCUCUGUUCUCGACGUCAGAAAUGCAACAAAGGCAAUUUUCUUUCUAGGGACGCCGCAUCGAGGGAGCAACCUGGCAUCAUGGGGCGAAACAAUGAGAAAUAUUGUUGCUAUCAGUGGAUUUGAUACCAACAGCAAAAAUAUACGCGCGUUGCGUUUUGGCUCAGUCGAGCUCGAAUACGCCCAGGACGACUUCAUGCAACUAUGGCAACAGGAGAAAUUCAUUGUUCGAACUUUUCAGGAGGGCCUCGCAUUUGGGGGGUUUAACGGCGUGGCUGGAAAGGUUGUUGCUGUAGUUCUGGAUAUAUCGUCGUCGUUGGGUGAUCGACGAGAGCAUGCUGAACAUAUCAACGCCAAUCAUCGCGAGAUGUGCCGCUACACUGGUAGAGACGAUCCUAGAUAUCAGCAGGUUGGGGGCGAGUUACGAAGAAUUACAAAGAAGCUUCGCUUUGAUCUCCAGAAAUCUCAAGACAACGCAAUUGAAGCACAAGCUGUUAUAUCUGAGGACGAAGACAAACUGUCAUCGGAAGAGCUAGGUAUGAAGUCCAUGGUGGUCUUUGACAGAUACCUUCAUUUGCUGAUCCCCCAUCAGAAUGUUUACGCUCCCUAUGCGUCCCAGAAGUUGAUAUGUGGGAGUAUAACGUUGGCCAAGAUAUGCAAGCCACUUAUGAAGAGCACUCUAUUACGAGUGAAGGGAAAACUAGGGAAUGGAAAGUCAACAUCCAUCAAGGUCGCUGUAUCCAAGUUAUGGAAUGAAAAGUCAAGCUCUUCGGGUAUCAAGCUGGCUUUCUUCUUCAAUAACAACGGAAAUGCCCUCGAGAAGUCUCAACUUGGACUUUUCAGGUCAUUUCUGUUUCAACUAUUCCAGCAAUCAAAGCGAGCAUUCCAGCGAUUUAUGCCUAUAUUUCGCCGCAAGGUUAAUUUUUUUGACCGUCGGUGGACAUGGAGUGAAGAAGAACUGAAAAAAUUCUUCCUGUCAGUAAUGACAGAGUUGUCUCUAUCCUCGGCCUUUAUAUUCAUUGAUGCCCUCCACGAAUGCGAGGAGGCUCGAGAUGUCAUUACAUUCUUUGAAUCCCUCCGCAUCUCCGCCCUUGAAAACAAAAUUCCCGUCAAGCUAUGUUAUUCCAGCCGACAUUAUCCUCCUAUCAAGGUAGGGGACUACGUUGAACUUCGUAUUGAUGCACACAACAAUGAUGACAUCGAAAAUUAUAUAGAGAAGAAAUUGGAGCCGUUGUUCAAACGUCGGCAUAUCGACAAGCUAAGGUCUUAUAUUGUCGAAAAAGCUAAAGGGGUAUUUCUCUGGGUUGUCCUGGUCGUGGGCCAAAUAAUCAAGGCAAACGAUAACGGCGCGUCAUUGGGAAAAAUGCAGGAAAUCGUGGAAGCCGUUCCCGAUAAGUUAGAAUCACUGUACAGAGAGGCCCUCAAAUCUGCCAACACAAAAUGCCCUUCUGAAACGCUGUUGAUAUUGCAGUGGAUGCUCAGCGCAACCAGGCCAAUCACAUUACUUGAACUACGUUAUGCACUAGCAUUUCAAACAGGCGAAUACAAAUCUCAGGCGGAAGCGGAGGACAGUUUAUCCUUUAUUCAGAGUGAUCAGCAAAUGGAUCUGCUUCACAGAGCACACACAGGUGGCCUGAUGGAGACAAAAACCCAAAUCCUUGUAAGUACAGAAUAUGCUCGUCAAAUAUUCAACACGGAUAAGCAAACUACUAUUCAUUUUGUGUACGACUCAGUGAAGGGGUUUCUCUUAAAACAUGGUGGCCUCCAACUCUUUGAUUCGAGUCCAACCGAUAAGCUGCUCCACCAGGGUAACGAGAGACUUGCGGAGGCAUGCAUAAACUACCUGGACACUACUGAGUUGCGGCAUGCCGCAGAAUCACACGCUGAGCCGGAUGUCCUUGGUUUGACGAAAUCAGUGGAGCUAUUUCAGCGACUUUGCCGCCUGCACCCUUUCCUUCUCUAUUCUCUAAAUUCUGUCUUUGAACAUAUAAAAGCAGCCGAGUCUCUUCAUGAUGACGAAAAUGCUCCCCCAUCAUAUUUAUACCAUCGAAUGGAAGAGAUUUUCUUUAUAUGGAGAUAUUUCUCUGACCUCGAAAGUAAAUGCCGCUUCCAUGAGGUCCAUGGCACAAUGACAACUCUAGCCCAUCUGGCAGCAGAACAUGGACUGAUAUACUGGAUACGGUGUUACCUCUCAAGUGGUGGCGAUGUUGACUUAGAAGGUGGCCGAUUCGGGGCACUACUUCCGGCCGCCGCGGGUAUGGGACAUGAAGAAGUGGUCAGCCUGCUUCUUGAUCACGGGGCAGACGUUCAUCAUUCAACGGGGAGGUUAGGAUCGGCCUUGAGUGCGGCGACAUCAGAAGGACAUGUGGCCAUUGCUAAAACCCUGAUUCAGCGAGGCUCCGAUGUGAAUUACAUAUGCGGAGAACACGGGUUAAGUAGUGCGCUUGUCCAUGUUCUUCUUGACGCUGGAGCAGAUAUACAUAUGCAAGAGGGGAAGUUUGGCACUGUCCUCCAGGCAGCUGCUUAUAGAGGCGACGAAGAAAUAGUUAGAAUCCUCCUUGCGCGCGGAGAAGAUGCCAAUAUAGAAUUUGGGAAGUAUGGUACCGCCCUAGGAGCAGCAGCGUUCCAGGGACAUGACCAAGUCGUGCAACUAUUGCUUGAGCAUGGCGUUGACCCGGCUACUGAAGCUGGUAAUUAUGGCAAUUCCAUAUGGGCUGCAGCUUAUAAUGAACAAGGGCAUGUUCUACGGCAAAUUCUCCGCCACCAAUGGCCAUCCUGGCAAAAGGAUGAGGUGGAGAGUAAGGCACAGGAUAUCCUGAACGAGGCUACACGCACUGUCGCAUUCCAUAAAGCAGUGGAAGAUGGUGAAAUUGAUGUGGUUAAGGAGUGGAUAGAGGAUGGGAUUGACCCCAAUACACGGGGAGGAAAACAUAGCUCUGCACGGCAUAUUGCGGUCGACAUGAGCGACGCGGAGGGUCGAACUCCACUAUGGCUGGCAUCAAGCGAUGGACACCUCGAAAUUGCUAAGAUGCUUCUCAGCACCGGUCGAGUUGAUAUUCGGCGCAAGACUAUUACUGGGCGCAACCUACUGUGGUUUGCUGCAAGUGAAGGUCGAAUGGACAUGGUAUGUCUGAUGCGGGAAGCUGGGGCAGACCCAUUUGAAGCCGACAAUAAUGGAAUAUCGCCUAUCAUGGCAGCAGAAGAGGAAGGCCGGCUAGAUGUUGUUUUAUUCUUGCAGAAAGACAUGGAGAAAACUCUAUAG
This is a messenger RNA of Microsporum canis CBS 113480, 3432 nucleotides long. Its product is annotated as ankyrin repeat protein. NCBI's taxonomy places the organism in Eukaryota, Fungi, Ascomycota, Eurotiomycetes, Onygenales, Arthrodermataceae. The transcript is spliced from 8 exons. Bases 1 to 3432 code for a protein of 1143 amino acids. The record is from RefSeq and is a predicted model, not a curated record. Gene Ontology annotation, molecular function: protein binding.